Ostertagia ostertagi is the source of this 537-nucleotide messenger RNA. The record is from the annotation of a GenBank genome assembly. NCBI's taxonomy places the organism in Eukaryota, Metazoa, Nematoda, Chromadorea, Rhabditida, Trichostrongylidae.
AUGUACAACGAUGAGAGCGUGUUGGAGCAGCAUCAUUUGGCCGUCGCUUUCAAACUUCUUCAAGAUUCCAACUGUGACUUCCUGUGCAGUUUGUCGAAAAAGCAACGGUUGCAGUUCCGGAAGAUCGUCAUCGAUAUGGUUCUCGCUACCGAUAUGUCAAAGCACAUGUCCCUGUUGGCCGAUUUGAAAACGAUGGUGGAAGCGAAGAAAGUCGCCGGAAACAACGUGAUCGUUUUGGAUAAAUACAACGAUAAAAUCCAGUCGGAAAUUCGUAGAAUUUCUCUAGACUGGCGACAAGGCGAUCGGGAGAAAGAGCUCGGUAUCGAGGUGUCACCGAUGUGUGACAGAGGGAAUGUCACCAUCGAAAAGUCACAGGUUGGCUUUAUCGAUUACAUAGUCCAUCCAUUGUACGAGACGUGGGCCGAUCUGGUGUAUCCGGAUGCGCAGAACAUUCUUGAUCAGCUCGAGGAGAAUCGUGAAUGGUAUCAGUCACGAAUUCCUGAAGAGCCUGAAUCGGCUCGUUCCGAGAACUCGUAG